CUCCGCCGCCGCCGCCGCAGGCGGCGGCAGCACCGGCGGCGAAGCCGCCGGCGCCUCCGGCGCCGGCCGGCGCCGUCUUCCCCAAGGCGCCAAGUCCUCCCUGGACCACUGUUCGUUGGUUCGGUACUCGCCUACGGGGGCGUUGAUCGCAGCUGCCGCGGGUCCGGGCGGGCGCCACGUGUACAUCUUCUCCACGCUGACCAAGCGGCAGUUGGCGGUGCUGGCGGGGCACUACGAGGCGGUGAUGGACCUGGCGUGGAGUGAUGACGGGGCGUACCUGGCCACCAGCGGGGAGGGGGCGGUGUUCACGUGGGCUAUGGAUGGCUUCAUGAGGGUGCAGGAGAACACCUCCAAGCUCUACCUCAACGACGCCAUAGCCUGCACUCCCGAGUUCCGCACGCUGGUGGUGGGCGACACCACUCAGGGUCUCCGCAUCAUGGAGACGCUGAGAGCCGCCUCUCCAGCCGGGGGCCCCGGCGGCGCCGACGAGGGCUCCCUAGACGGCUCCUCCGAGGGCGGCAACACCGGCGGAGCAGCCGGGCCCGGCAUGCAGUCCCCUGCAGGCGCCCUCGGCCCCGGCGGCCGUCUCGGCACCGCCAACAGCACCCUCAACGGCAGCCCGGGCGGCCCUGGCGGCGGCGGCGGCUCCGCCCCUGAUACCCCCUCGUUCCGCGUUCCCGGUCGGGCCUCGCUUAUGCCUCUAGGCUCCGAGCCCCCCAACGCAUCCGUGCACCAACGGGCCAAAUCCCAGGCUGCCAUGCGGCUUCCCUCCACGAUGCGGGGCGGUCAGGCGGACGGCGGCGGUGCCGGCGGCGGCGCAGCCAGCGGGACGCUAGCAGUUUCGGAGCUCAAGCUGCGGAACAGCUACCAGGGCAUUAUCCAGCCUUCGCGGGGCGGUCUGGCGAUCGCCCGGUGUGCUGCUGCUGCGGGGGUGGGCGGCGGGUACACCAUGGUACUGGGGACGGGGGUGCUGGGGCGGGUGCGCAUGUGCCCGCUGAGGCCCCGCAGCAAUGAGGAUGUGGACGAGUACUUCCCGCAUGCAGCGGAUGUGACACAGGUUAUAGCGCACCGCGACGGCCGCAUCGUAAUCACCACAGACGCCAGCGGAGGCUGGAUCAUGCAUGUGCUGCUGCCCCCGGGGCCCACAGCCGCAUGGGCUACUGCAGGCGCUGCUGCCGCCGCCGCCGCCGCAGGCGUCGGCGGUAGCAGCGGCACCCUAGCCCUGGCUCCCGCCGCAUCCAGUCCCAUGCCGGGUAUCGUACAAUCCACUGGCCCGCUAGCUCCCACCACACGAGCUAGCCCCGUACGAGCAUCCACAACAGGCGGGGUUGCGUUGGGCGCUGGCCGGGGAUCCUCGAGCGCCGGACAGCCGGGGGGUGCCCUACCUGGCACGCAUGUAGACCGUACGACAGCCGCACAUCGGAUGUUGCGUCAGAUCAUCGCGUCGUACGAUUCUGGAUCCGGCGGGAAUCUGGACGGCGGCGGCGGCAGCGCUGGAAGCGGUGGGCAGUUGAUCGUGAGCGUGCGUGCGGUUGACAUGCAGCAGCUGAAGGAGAACGUACGGGAGCUGAAGGACCGGCUGGCGAAGGCGGCGACGGAGGCGGAGUACAAGAUGUACGAGCGCGAGCAGGGCGUGCGUCGGGAUCUGGAGGGGGAGGUGUCCCGGUUGCGAAGCGUGGAGGCGAUGUUGCGCGCGGAGCUGGAGGCAACACGGGCUAAUGCAGCGGAUGAGUCCAAUGCGGCGACACGACUCAAGGAAGCCAUGACGCGAGACUUCGAACGGGCGCUGCGCGAGCAGCAAGACAUGUUUGAGAAGAAGCUUGCCGCUGAGAUCUCCCGCACUGAUGCCGCGGAAAAGGAGAUGCAGCGGCUGAGGGCCAAAUUCGGUCGCAAGCUGUGGCAGCUGGAUGAGGAGCAAGACAAACUCGUGCGGGAGGCGGCGGACGAGAAGUCCAAGCUCGAGGCGGCGGUUGACUCCACCAAGGCGGAGGCACAGAAAGCCAUUGCGGCGGCGCACCUGCAGACGGAGCAAGAGCUGCGGAUAGACGGCGAGCUGAACGAGGAGGAGCUGCAGCGAGCAGCGGAUGCGGCGCAGAAGCAGUUGGAGGAGAAGGACGAGGCCUACCUGAAGCUGCUAGCCAAGCACACGUUGCAGUCGGGCCUCACCACCAAGACCUCGCAGGAGAAUGAACGGCUGCGGGCGGAGGCGGAGAGCCUGCGCAAGGAAAACACACGGCUGGCGGAGCAGGUGAUGGCGCUCUCCGAGGAGCUGGAGGCCAUGCAGGCCGCCUGGGCCGACCGCGACGCGCGGCAGCGUCACCAGGACAGCGAGAUGAAGGACAUGGCCUUCCAGAUGCAGCAGGCGCAGCUGUUCACCUCGCUGGCCACCACUCGCAUCAAGGAACUCAACAACGAGCUGGAGCCGGUCCGGAGUGCGCGGGAUGAUGCGUUGACGCAUGUGGCGCAGAUGGAGUCGGUUGCCCAGCGGCAGUUGGAGCGGCAAGCCAAGGUGGUGUCGGACAACACCUCCCUGCAGACCCGACUAGAUGCGGCGUAUGAGGAGCUGAAGAACGUCAAGGGUGAGAUGCAGGAGCGCGAGGCGUACUUCAAGAACUUCACCACCCAGAUCUUCCGCACGCUGCAGGACGUGCCGCACCAGCAGUGGCCCAAACUGUUUGGGCGCUUGAUCGAUGACUAUCACAAGAGCCGUGACAAGGCCACCUGGUCCCGCUACCUGGCUGCUGACCACGGCCCCAACGCCCACCCGCCGGGGUCCCAGCCCCUUUCCUCCGGCGGCGUCGGCAUCGGCGGCAACACCGGCUCCUCUCCACGCGGCACUACCACCGCCACCUCCGCAGCUGCUGCUGCCGCUGCCGCCGCCUCCUCCGCCUCCGCCUCCGAGGCCGCUGAGAAGCUGGGUGAGAUGCACGCGCAGCUGAUGCACACGGAGCGCAUGCUGUCGCUGCUGACCGAGACCAAGGACAAGGCGGACAAGGCGCGGAGGGCGGUGGUGUCGAAGCUCAUGCAGGACAACCUAAUGGUGGUUCAAGAGCUCAACGACACCAAGCGCGACCUCAAAGCCGCUCGGGAGCUGGCGGAGAAGCGCGCCAUCGAGCUGGCCGACCUGCGCAUGAGUGUGGUGGUGGCGGGCGGUGUGCUGCCGCAGCUCGGCACCUACAGCUCCAUCACACACAGCCAACAGCAACAACAGGCGGGGGCUGUGGGCUCAGGUGGUGGUGGUGUUAGUAGUAGCACUGGCGCGGAGAGCAGCAGCGGUAACGGAGGCGGUGGCAGUGGCCCCUCGCCAGGAGGAGGAGGAGGAGGAGCAGGCGGUGGGAUGCCCAGUAGAGCCAUGAGCCGCGUGCCGUCCAGGCUGGGUGAUCCAGCCAAAGCUGCAGCCGGCGGGGGCGGAGGGGCCAACAGCAGUCCCCGUGUGCUGGAUAGCAACGGCUCCGCCGUGUCAUCAACCUCGUCAGUUGCAUGGGCGAAUGGUGGUGGUGGCGGUGGCGGUGGCGGUGGUAGUAACUCUCAGCAGCAGCAGCUGCUGCAUUACGGCGGAACGGGAGGCAGCGGUCUUCACGAGCAUCAUUCCCUGCAGCAGCAGCAGCAGCCGCUGGUGGUGACGGGCGAUAUGCCGCAGGGGGGUUGGUGGCUGGGCGACAGCAGCCCCUUUGAGCUGCCGGCCUCGCUAGACCACAUCGCCUCCGCAUCGUUACGUCGUAGCUUGAACAACAGCCAUGAUGGAAGCGCGCAGGAACGUCCGGGAGCUGGUGGGGGUGGUGUUGCCAGGCGAGCGGGAACUUCCGCCAGCGGCGGCGGCGCCGUCGGCCCGGCCGCCACCGCCGCUGGUCGCACCAGCGGCGGCGCGUUGAUAUCCUCUCGUGUGGCCUUGACGCCUCCCACUCCGCAUGCGUUGCUGCCGGGGGGUCGCCGACCCGAGACCACCUCCUCCUCCUCCGCCAACCUGGUCGCUGCGGCGGUGUCCGGCGCCGCCUUGCAGGCCUACAACCGGCAAAUGCAGCACCAACAGCACCAACAGCAGUCCUCAUCCGCGUCUUCAGAAGCCCCGUCCGCUGCAGCAGACAGCGGCGUCGGCGUCAGCGCCAGCGGAGGCGGCGGCGGCGGCACCAGCAGCAGCGGUGGAGCAGCCGCCGGCGGUCACCUGCGCGCCAUGUCUCCCCCGCUAGCACACCGCUCCUCCGACGUCUCCUCCACCUCCUCACCCGCCAGAGCCACGUCAGCAGGACCGACGGGAAGCAAUGCCGGCGGGUUGGGAUCCGCUGUCGGCGGCGGUGGCAGCGGCGGAGGCAGCAUCAGCAGCGGCGGGGGGCUGCCUCACCACCACCCGCACCAUCCUCACCCCCACCGAGCGCACCCCUCCCGCAGUACCUCGGCAGCGGGGGCCAUGAUGCCGUACGGCGUUUGGCAGCACCAACAGUACGGCACUCCCGGCGGCGGUGGGUUACUGGCCUCCGGGUCGGCAGGGUUGGGAAUGCCGUUUCUGCAGGGGCAGUUGCGACCCAGUACGACAAGCAAGGUGACCACCAUGGGUGCCGGGUUUCGGAGCUUUGUGCCGACACAGGGCAGCCCGAACAACUCCAGGGGAGGGGCUAUGGGACGGUAGGGUUCAUGAACUACAUGAGGGAGAGGCGGUAGGGUGGAUGCCCGCGGGGCGCGGAGGAGUUGGCCAUACGCGGUUGGUGUGGGCUGUGUUAGUUGCGGAGUUGGGCAUGUCUGAAUGCCCUUGCUGAUCCCGGACCUUGUGUCAUCUCGAGUACAUAUUAUACACCUUUGUGAAUGAUUCUUUGCGAAUGGUUCUGCGAUUAUGUGAAACUGUGUGUGAUCUGCCGAACAAGGGUAGUAAGAAUGCACAGCUGUGAAUGGGGAGUGGUAAGUUGUCGAACAAGGGUAGUAGGAAUGCGCACAGCUGUGAAUGGGGAGUGAUUCAGUUGUCCUGGGUUUUCAUAGUCCGCGGGUUGGGUCUGGAUCGCUUGUGCGAUGUACCCCUGUUCCUGCAUCUUGGUGCAUGGUAUUUUAUUUCAGUUCACUAGUGUUCUCACGGCAAUGAUGACCGAAUGACCCGCCACAUUGAGUGCGCUGCUGCCCCUGCCAUGCACGUAAGGACGGACGGGGUUCACCCCUUGCAACUCUUUCGGAGCGCAAGCCUCCAUUUCAUGGUGGCCAACACUGAAAGGCGCGACACGGUACAGCGCGUCGCCCUAAAAGGGGUUGCCCCCAUUUAUUAAAUGCAGCGCUUAAUCGAAGUUGCCAUCGACUAAUGAGCUGUGCGGUUUGGGUGAUUUGGGUGGCGUUCACCCCUAAAAACUACUGGCACGCGUGAUGUGUGCGGCGUGCCGGGGCCUUGUGCUGUGCGGGCUCAUGUUAAUUGCCCUAGCCCACCUUGCAUGUGUUUCAAGGUGAGGCAUCAGAGGACAAGCAAUCGACCAGCCAAAAGGUGAAGAAGGGCGCGUGCGGGGCCCCCUGCGCAGGGGCCGCGGCUAUGUAUCUGCUGCUGUUGGGGGCGCGGUUAUUUACAUAUAUGAAUGAAUGAAUACCGUUACAGUGCUUCCCUAAGGCUUCUGCUGGGUUGGACGCUGCCGUUCGUCGCACCGGGCUGUGGCUCCUCGUUGUAGGCUGUGGGGUAAGCGCGGUUGCAGGGCUUACGGUCGUCAUGCGAACAGCCAAACGCCCUGCAAACGGCGGCCGCGUGUUCACACCUGACACGGCUGCGGCACGGCGGUGCAUAAUACCGAUAACAAGCCUAACAACCACCACAAUGGGGGCUAUGAGGCAUUCCAGUAACCAACCAGGAGCAGACCCAG
This is a messenger RNA of Astrephomene gubernaculifera, 5822 nucleotides long. The record is from the annotation of a GenBank genome assembly. NCBI's taxonomy places the organism in Eukaryota, Viridiplantae, Chlorophyta, Chlorophyceae, Chlamydomonadales, Astrephomenaceae.